CGAGUUGCCGCCAUUUUGUGAUCGGCGCCAUUAGUCUGUGCGGCUCGGAAUAAAUAAAGAUCUAGAUAUCUAACCCGAGAAGAAGUUCUCGUGUGUUUAUUUUUUAUUUAUUUAUUUAGAAUAUAUCUCUGCUUUACCCGACAUUAAACACCUAAACAAGCCACAGAACGAGCGCCAUGUCCGAGGAGCAACACGUCGGAGAGGAGGCGGUGUUGAAGAUGGAGGAGGCGGCGGCAGACAGCUGCGGAGAGGUUCAAGCAGUGGUGGAAAGCGCCUCCGGAGACUCGGAGGGAGCCAAAAUCGAUGCCAGUAAAAACGAAGAAGACGAAGGGAAAAUGUUUGUAGGUGGGCUCAGCUGGGAUACUACAAAGAAGGAUCUAAAAGAUUAUUUUUCCAAGUUUGGAGAAGUUGUAGACUGCACACUAAAAUUGGAUCCCAUCACUGGAAGAUCACGGGGAUUUGGCUUUGUAUUAUUUAAAGAAGCAGACAGUGUCGAUAAGGUGAUGGAGCAAAAGGAACACAAACUAAAUGGAAAAGUCAUCGAUCCUAAAAAAGCAAAGGCAAUGAAAACAAAAGAACCUGUUAAGAAGAUAUUUGUUGGAGGCCUUUCUCCAGAUACACCUGAAGAAAAAAUUAGAGAAUAUUUUGGUGGUUUUGGAGAGGUUGAGUCAAUAGAGUUGCCCAUGGAAAACAAGACAAAUAAAAGGCGAGGGUUCUGCUUUAUAACAUUUAAAGAAGAAGAACCUGUGAAGAAGAUCAUGGAAAAGAAAUACCAUAAUGUUGGACUAAGUAAAUGUGAAAUUAAAGUUGCCAUGUCCAAAGAGCAGUAUCAACAGCAACAGCAACAGUGGGGAGGCAGAGGUGGUCUUACAACAAGACCACGUGGAAGAGGAGGUUCAAGCCAAAAUUGGAACCAGGGGUAUGGAAACUAUUGGAAUCAAGGAUAUGGCAACUAUAAUUACAGCUAUAAUAACCAAGGCUAUGGAGGAUAUGGCAGCUAUGAUUACCAUGGUUAUAACAACUACUACGGAUAUGGUGACUACAGCAAUCAGCAGAGUGGUUAUGGCAAAGCUCCACGGCGAGGUGGUCACCAAAACAGUUACAAGCCAUACUAAAAUAUAUUCCCUACUUUUUAUAAGCAGGUGAAGGAGCAGUAUUUCACAUCAUGCAGAAGAUCCUCAAAGGAGGUUUUUAGACUAGACUGACUUUUUUUUGUCAUUUUUGUGUUUCGUUUGGCCUUGUAUGUUUCAAUCAAGUCUUUGUUUAUUUGUGCACUUACUUUUUUUAAUUUUAAUAUAAUACUUUUAUUUCCUUAUUGCAAACACUAUGCUUAUAAAGCAGCCAACAGUGUGCUGUAUAUUUUUCUUUAUUGUGAAGUCAUGUUUUUGAGGUAUAUUGUGAUAAAAAGUGAAACACAAUUGUGUACAUUUUUUAAAAUAAAUCUUUUUCUACAAGGA
Polypterus senegalus (gray bichir) is the source of this 1457-nucleotide messenger RNA. It is a transcript of the gene hnrnpd, whose product is annotated as heterogeneous nuclear ribonucleoprotein D. Lineage: Eukaryota; Metazoa; Chordata; Cladistia; Polypteriformes; Polypteridae. The transcript is spliced from 8 exons. The coding region runs from base 177 to 1115 and encodes 312 amino acids. Gene Ontology annotation, molecular function: RNA binding. Gene Ontology annotation, biological process: regulation of gene expression. The record is from RefSeq and is a predicted model, not a curated record. Gene Ontology annotation, cellular component: nucleoplasm.